Messenger RNA from Scutellospora calospora, 723 nucleotides. NCBI's taxonomy places the organism in Eukaryota, Fungi, Glomeromycota, Glomeromycetes, Diversisporales, Gigasporaceae. The record is from the annotation of a GenBank genome assembly.
AUGUGUCAAAAGCAAUGUCGUGACGAAAAUGGUUAUCAGUGCCACAUCCGUUCUGAAUCUCAUCUUCGUCAAAUGGAUCUUCUGAAGGAGAGUCCUUCAAUGUAUAUGCAAGGUUAUUCUAAACAAUUUCAUGAUGAUUUCAUCAAAUUACUCUCUAGAAGAGUUCAUGCAAAUCUUGUAUAUCAAGAAUAUAUCGCUGAUAGACAUCAUAUACACAUGAAUGGUACAAUUUGGGAUACUUUGACAGAUUUUGUAAAAUAUUUGGGUAAGGAAGGUACUUGCGUCGCUGAUGAAACAUCAAAAGGGUGGUUUAUUAGCUGGAUUGACAACAGUCCCAAGGCUUUGGCUAGACAGGAAGCAAUUAUGAAAAAAGAACGAUCAGAAAAAGAUGAGGAAGAAAGGGCUCGCAGAUUAAUAGAGGAGCAAAUAGAAAGAGCUCAAAAGGAAGCUGAUGAUUUGGGACAAGAUGAAAAAUUCACCGAUCUCAAACGAGAAAAUGAAGAAGAUAAGAUAAAGCUCAAUAUUUCUUUAGCAAAAUCCGAACCUUCUAUUUCUUCUUCUACCGUUAAACCCGAUUCAUCUACCAUCACAGCGCCUUCUACUAAUGGUUCCACUCACACUAGCAUCUCAUUUAAUAAACCUACUUCCACAAAAAUGUCACUUAGUGCUUUAGCAAAAAAAUCCGGUUCAUUGAAUAAAGAAAAGGACGGAGAACAUGAAUGA